AUGAUUAGCAAUCAUUUGAGAUUUCAGCAAAAAAAAAUAGCGUAUUUUGGAAAUAAUUCACCGCCAAUCACUUCUCCGACACUACUUCCUCGAUAUCACAUCCACAACACAACUUUCUCGACACAACAACCUCCCCAACAAUCACAUCCUCGACAAUCACCUUCCAAAAACAAUAACUACUUUCCCGAUACAACCACUUCUCUUAUAAUGCUUCUCAGUAACAAUUACUUUAACAAUUACUCUCCCAACAAUCCCUUUUCUAGGACAAUGGCUAUUGAGAAAGUGUUUGCUGGGGAAGUUGUGUCGGGAAAGUUGUUAUCAGGAAAAAAUUUUCAGGGAGUGAUUGCCGUAAUUCAAAACGAUGAAAAUGUGAUACAACGAUCUACUAGCUCAAAUAGUGAAACAACCGAACUCAUAGAACGUCCUGCACUAGACAAAUUUUCAAAAAAGCUUGAAUAUUUAUCGGAGAAUACAACAGUUGAAUUUAUUACAAAUUGUAUUAAUACGAAUCAUCAGAAAAUUGCACAACUAAUACUGAAUACGACCGAAAAUAUAAAAGUAGUGAAACAUCAUGAAGGCAAUAAAAAUGGUAUUGCUACCUAA
This is a messenger RNA of Cetraspora pellucida, 603 nucleotides long. NCBI's taxonomy places the organism in Eukaryota, Fungi, Glomeromycota, Glomeromycetes, Diversisporales, Gigasporaceae. The record is from the annotation of a GenBank genome assembly.